Messenger RNA from Durusdinium trenchii, 1956 nucleotides. The record is from the annotation of a GenBank genome assembly. NCBI's taxonomy places the organism in Eukaryota, Dinophyceae, Suessiales, Symbiodiniaceae.
CACGGAUUUGCUUAUCCUUGUUCUUUGCUGCGGAUGGCUGCCUACAAAGACCACGAAAGCCUGACAGAGUCCACCGAUGAGAUCUCUCACAGUGGGAUGUCACCAGCGCGGAGUGAUAUACUGAAGCCGCUUCACCGGAAACUGGAUGCGAUUUUGGCUUUGCUGGAGAGGUGGGAGGCCACGAAGAGUAUUGAAAACUCUCAGCAGUUGCAUAUGGACCUGCCAUUCUCAAGUCCGCCUUCAACUGAGCUGACACCAGGGAUUCGACCGUCGCCAGUCGCGGAGGAAAGCUCUCGCAAUGCAACUUUGGAGGUUGUAGAGGAUCCAAAGAGGUCUAAGCACAAGAAGCUUUCGGCGCAAAAUCUCCUGGCCUCAGCCCGACGACGGAGCAAACAGAAGGCCAUAGCCAGUGUCGACAUGGCGACCUGGACAGAGCAGGUCCGAGAACGCCUCCGCUUCGAUGCGGCAGCCAGCAUCCCGGUGCAAGGUGUGCUUGCGCCGCAACGGCGGUGCUCCAUCGAUAGGUCGCAAGUUCCGAGCAUUGAGCAGAUGAAUGGUGCUUUCGUUCAGGCAGUGACACUCGCCAAGGGCGAGCGGCAUGCUUUCUUCAACCAGGAGGAGGAAUGCUAUGAUGUCGACUUCGAGAAACUGGGCCAGCGAACCUCUGAAGAUGAUGAUGAUGUGAAGUUGCCCGGAAUGGUCACAUCCAGAGUGAGUGGGAUUGUGCCCGAUCAACAAGGAUCCGGAAGCGAAACAGGGAAGAAGAAGGUCACAACCCUAACGAACCUCUCGGUCAAAUCUCAAGCACACAUUUUGGACAAGUAUAACGAUUCUGCGCCUCCGGAGAAUGUCAACCUGGAACGAGACAGUGGAUCAAUGCUGCUUCUGUCGAGAAUCAUUUGGAUGUUCUUGAUCACUGGCCCUGUUGCAGUUUUACACGUCAGUGGCCAAAUCUAUUUGCACACCUUCCUUGCUGAGGGAGAUUUCAGAUUUGGUACACUAGGCUCGGAAUUGAUCUGUGGCCUCGCUGCGGUCAUCACAGUGGCGUUGCUCAGGAGGGCGCUGCAAAGCGAUGAUUUGAACUUGGCAGUGGACAAGCUGCAGCUCUUCGUGUCCGACUUCAUGGUCCAAUGGAGUGAGGUCUCUGGGAGAGAGUGGCGUGUGUACUUGAUGGCGUGGUUGCUGAUGGUGUGCUGCUUUACUCUGAGCAACGCCAUGGACAUGUCCCGCAGUCUGCCCCGAAACUUUGAUUCGCUGCAGAUCGUUCAGCUCACCAUGAAUGGAGUGGGCAUCUUCAUUUUCAGCGUGGCGAGCUUCUUGGUGAGCCUGGCAGCAUAUGUCCAAUCUCAUUUCCUUCUGGGCUUGGACCGCAGUUUAGAUUGCUGGUGCUGCAGUAUCCUCAAUGAUUCGGACUUUGCUUUGGGAGUCGAAAGUUGGAAUUGCUUGCAAGCCUUGCUGAAGUGCAUUGGACGAGGGAUUGCCAGCAGUUUUCUGGCGUUGCAAGCCUUCGGAGCCAUUGGAAUGGUCUAUGUCUUGGCCUCUGCAGUGACCUUGGCGAUCAAGGACGGCUUUCAGCCGGAGGUUUUUUUCGUGGAGAUGGUCAUAGCCCUUCCUCUUUUGGUUUUCUUCUUCAUGAACAUGCGAGUUUGCGCCCAUGGGGCUGCUUUGACUGAGAAGUGCAGAGUCAUCCCAGCAUUUGUCAAUCAAAUUCCAACACAGGAAGCCCUUGAUGAGGAUCGACAAUACUUGGUCCGCUAUGUCUCUGAUAGUUCCGCAGGGUUCUUUGUGAAAGAUGCCAAGCUCACUCGAGAGAUGUUCCUGAAGAACUUUGUUACCAUCGGUGGUUUGCUCACUGGUGCAGCCGGUGUGCUCUCCCGAGUGGUUCUCGUUUGAGCGGUGAAACUGCUGACCUGCCUGGGUUCUCAAGGUCAAAUGAUUUGCUUUGCAUGAACUUGC